Messenger RNA from Nannospalax galili (Upper Galilee mountains blind mole rat), 1317 nucleotides. It is a transcript of the gene Efcab3, whose product is annotated as EF-hand calcium binding domain 3. The transcript has 9 exons. Gene Ontology annotation, molecular function: calcium ion binding. NCBI's taxonomy places the organism in Eukaryota, Metazoa, Chordata, Mammalia, Rodentia, Spalacidae. The record is from RefSeq and is a predicted model, not a curated record. The coding region runs from base 16 to 1317 and encodes 433 amino acids.
AUAGUCUCUGACCACAUGGCAGUUUCAAAAAUUAAAAUGAAACUUAAGCUGAAUCCCCUAAAAGUGCCUGUCUUUCACAACAAGAGAGAUAAAGGUUUACCAGGAUCUCUUCCAGGCUAUUUACAACAUAAAGAAAGGAAGUUGAACCCUUCGCAACUGGAAGCCUUCCAAGAUGCCUACAACUACUUCACCAAGGAUAAAACUGGUUGUAUUGAUUCACAUGGAUUGAUGUGCACCUUAGCUAAAUUGGGGAUGAAUCUAACCAAGUAUGAUAUCUAUAAUGAGUUAAAAUGUGCUGAUCUUGACCAGGAUGGUAAAAUAAACUUCUCAGACUUUAUAAAGGUGCUAACAGAUCAGAAACUCUUCCUCAAGGCUGUGGUUCCAGAAAAGAAAAUAUGUUUGGAUUUAACUAACAACCCAGGGAUCCUACUAUUUGAAAUCCUAUCACAACUCAUAGAGAUGUCAGCCCUACCCAAAAAAACCAUAGUAGAGAUGGUAAGCUAUUUCCGAAAAAAAUUCCAGGAAAGCAAUUCAGAAAUACUGUGGAGUCCCUAUGGAAAAAGAAGGUUUAAGCCAGAUAUAUGCACACCUCCACGCUCAAGCAUGGAUGCCUUUGCUAAUUCUGCCCGGAUUUCAAUAAUGAAAGAGAAGGAUUUAUUUAAGUUCCUUGAAGAGCUCAAGAGAUGCAAUCUCCCUACAGGUAGCCCAUACUCAAAAAUACCUGUCUUUCCAUUGCUUCCUGCUGUGGAUGGGGUGGUGAUGGGAAAGCCAUUCAAAGAUAUACAGAAAUUCGAAAUGCUAAGGAGAAAGGAGCCUCUGCAUUUCUUUGAGGACUAUUUUUUCAAUAAGAGAGAUUGGAAAACACAGGCAAUGAAUAUAAAGUCUAUCAAGUCUGCCUCAGGCUAUUCUGAUGAAAUCUUAGCCAUUGACCAACUAUUCAAGAGAAAGCAACACUGGACAGUAUCAGAUGCAGCUGCUAUUAAACAGCACGUAAAGAAAGCUACAGAUACCUAUAAUUUAGGAAUUGCCCUUGAACACCGGAAAGAAAUGCUGAAUCUCUGGAGAAAGGUCCGAGGGGAUUUGAUUGGAAUAGACACUAAGAAUGAGUCCUUUUAUGACACCUUUUCUAUUUACACAUGGUCCUGGAAUGUUUGCCAAGAAUUACUUUCUCCUAAGGACUUACGCUUACAUGAUGCCUACGUGAACAGGAAUUCCUCCAGCAACUCUGGAUUCUCUUCCUCAUCAAAUCUCAGUGAAUAUGACCUAGAGUCAGGAAGGAAAAGAAAACGGAAAGGCUUCAAAGGAUUUCGACAGUGA